AUGUCCAAAGUCAAGGGUUCCAAGACCGACAAGAAGGUCAAGUCUGAGGUCAAACCACUCUCAGCAGUCAAAAACGCGUCUGUCACUAAACCAUCUCAGACUCCAGCCGCCAAGUCCAAGCAAAUCGCGAAGGCCACUGCCACCAAGGUCAAUGGCAAGAAGAGCAGCAAGCCCGUCAAGAAGGCCCCAUCGCCUUCCUCCUCCGAGGCCGAGAGCGACAGCGAAGAUGAGAAGAAGCCCGCCGCCACCAGCGAUUCCGACUCUGAUGACGACUCUUCCGCGUCCGAGGCUGAGGUCGCAAAGCCCGUCUUGAACGGCAAGGCUAAUGGCAAGACCAACGGCCAAGCUGCCAAGAAAGAGGUAGAUACCUCUGAUUCCUCUGACGAAUCCGAGUCUGAGGGCUCGGAUUCUGAUUCCGAGGCAUCUGAUUCUGACUCCGUUCCCAAAAAGUCUGCUGCUGCCGCUUCCGACAGCGAAGACUCUUCCGACGAGUCCGAUUCUGAUGAGGAGACUGCACCAGCUGCCGUCGCCAAGAAGGUUGUCGAGACUGCAAAGGGUGCUGUCAAUGGCGCUGCCAAGGUAGUUGCCAAGGCUACUGAGUCCGAUGCUGAGUCUGACUCCGACGGCUCUGACGAUGAUUCUGACGCAUCUGGAUCUGACUCUGAAUCCGACUCUGAUGACUCUGCCGCUGAGACUGAAGCUCCUUCCAAGAAGCGCAAGGCCGAGGACGAGCCCGUUGCAUCUGCCAAGAAGUCCAAGACCGAGGCCGUCGAUGACAAUGGAAGCAAGAACCUGUUCAUUGGCAACCUAAGCUGGAACGUCGAUGACGAGUGGCUGUACCGUGAAUUCGAGGAGUUUGGAGAGAUUACCCGUGCAAACAUCAUCACUGAUCGUGAGAGUGGACGCUCCAAGGGAUUCGGAUACGUCGAGUUCUCCAGCUCUGCCUCGGCUGCUGCUGCCCUUGCUGCCAAGAAGGACCAAGAUAUUGACGGUCGCAAGGCCAAUGUCGACUUCUCUACCCCAAGAUCCAACGAUGGUCCAAAAGACAAAGCAGACAGUCGUGCCAAGCAGUUCGGCGACUCAACCAACCCUCCUUCUGACACCCUGUUUGUCGGUAACUUGUCAUUCGAUGCUGAUGAGAACGCUGUUGGUGAGGCUUUCGGCGAGCACGGAACUGUCGUAAACGUCAGACUUCCUACUGACAUGGACUCUGGUAACCCUAAGGGCUUCGGAUACGUCACAUUUGACUCCAUUGACGGUGCCAAGGCUGGUUACGAGGCCAUGAAGGGACAAGAGAUCGCUGGUCGCCCAGUCCGUCUCGACUAUGCUACACCCAAGCCAGACCGUGGUGCUGGAGGUGGUGGUCGUGGAGGUGGACGAGGAGGUCGCGGUGGCUUCCAAGAUCGUGGAGGACGCGGAGGUGGUCGUGGCGGUGGACGUGGAGGCAGCCGUGGUGGCUUCGGUGACCGUGGAGGACGUGGAGGUGCUCGUGGUGGCCGUGGCGGAAGCACAAACCGUGGUGGCUUUGGAGACUUCCAAGGCAAGAAGCAGACUUUCUAA
Molecule: messenger RNA, 1560 nt
Organism: Lachnellula hyalina
Lineage: Eukaryota; Fungi; Ascomycota; Leotiomycetes; Helotiales; Lachnaceae
Product: Protein gar2
Exons: 3
Coding region: 1-1560 (519 amino acids)
Molecular function (GO): RNA binding
Source: RefSeq, a predicted model, not a curated record